Molecule: messenger RNA, 1801 nt
Organism: Phoenix dactylifera (date palm)
Lineage: Eukaryota; Viridiplantae; Streptophyta; Magnoliopsida; Arecales; Arecaceae
Product: protection of telomeres protein 1a-like
Biological process (GO): telomere capping; regulation of telomere maintenance via telomerase
Cellular component (GO): nuclear telomere cap complex; chromosome, telomeric region
Molecular function (GO): telomerase inhibitor activity; G-rich strand telomeric DNA binding
Source: RefSeq, a predicted model, not a curated record
CCCGUUUUCGGCCCAUAGACAGGCCAAGAUCUGUUACCUUUUUUGAAGCUACUGCUUCCUGUUCAAUCCAAUUCGCGUUCCUCUCCCUCCUCCAUGGUUUUGAAAUGGAAUCGGGUCGAUCUCCUGCGAGGAAAGCUAGCGAUUUGGAAGGGGAAAUGGGACCGAGAGGACCCUCGACGGCAUAUUUCUAUCUCCCGCUCGCUGAUGCGUUGAAGAUGAUUAACGUGAAGGUGAAUCUCUUUGCUGCCGUCUCCGAGAUCAGGGAGCCGAAACGGAGCAGAGGAACCGACUAUGUUCUCACACUAAAGAUAAGGGACCAGUCUUAUUCAGCACCAGGGCUUUCUGUGAACUUCUUUGCUGAGAGUACAACAAAGUUACCUCAUGUUAGGUCAACUGGCGAUAUAAUCAGUCUUCACCGUGUUGUGAUGAAAAUCCACAAUGGAGAAUUUUAUUGUGUUUGCAAUAAGAAAUUCUCUUCAUUUGCGCUAUUUGAAGGGAAAACUGCUGAAAGUUUCCGUCCCUAUCAGGCUUCUACAGAGUACAAAGCUACUGAUCAUGACAAUGAAUUUUUGUCACAGCUAAGGACAUGGUUGCUCAAUUAUCUGCAUGGUGCAGUUCUGAAUGAAUACUCAUUGCAGCUAAAUAGAAUCAAGAUUGGUCAUGUUUUCGAUCUAAUUUGCAAGGUUCUUCAUUUGUGCGAAACUUCUAAUGGUGAGUGGGUGCUCUUUGUGUGGGAUGGAACGGAUACCCCUCCUGUAAGCUUUACAAUGGACCUAGAUAAUGAAGGGAAAACUCCAUCUCCUUUACAUGUUGAAGAAUUUUCUCUUUCAAGAGAAGUCCUACAUGCAUUUCCUCGAGGUGGGACAGUCUUAAGGAUAUUUGCUGAUAAAUAUUUCAAAGAGAUUCCGCAAUUGCAAGGAGGUGGCCACUGGGUUAAAUUAUGCAAUAUAAUAUGUGAGCUGCGGUCUGAUAUGUGGAAAGGUGUGUUGCAGCCUUCCAGUAAAAUCCAUCUUCUAUCUGAUCAAGAUGACACCGUAUUACAUCGUUUAAAGAUGUAUAAUGAUCGUAUUACAUCUAACCCAAAGUGCCAACCUUUUAUGAGCUUUCCUCAGCCUUCUGAUAUUACAGAUACAGAUUUCAGGCAUGCUGCCUUUGCAACAUUGAUGGAUUCGCUCACCUAUCCUGAGGCGACACACAGGUGCAAGUGCAUUGUUCGAGUGGUAGCGGCAUAUCCUUGGCGAGCUGAAGACCUCCGUUCUCCAAUCGACGGGCACUACCGGAUCAGAUUGACUCUGGAAGAUCCUACAACAAGAAUUCAUGCAUAUGUCUACAGAGAAGAUGGGAUCCAACGCAUGCCAGGAGAAAUUUUUUGGUGGCUACCCAACAAACAAUGUACUAGCUAGCAAGAUGAACAUGCUACUGGGUAUAACUGAUGGUGCUGGCCAAGCCUGUGCUACUAGAGAUCCACCAUGGGUAUGGUGCUGCUUGAAAUCUUAUUAUUUGGACAAAAGCAACCCAUGGGGAACCAGGAGGUACCGAAUCUUUGGCACCAAGUUAACUGGGUGAGGAAGCUUUUGAUCAUCCUACAUUUGAAUCUUGGGAUACAUGUUUGAUGUUUUACAUUUUGAACCUCUCUUAUCAUGUAAAUUCCAUUUUUUUUAACUUGGAGAAGAUUUCCAUGCCUGUAACUUGUAGUCCUUUGUGCUAUACAUGUGUCUGCUAGUUAAGAUGCUCGACUUGUUUUGGCACGUCUGCUAGUGAAACUACAUUUACAUAUAUUAUCCUAAUUUUAAAUAUUUUA